GUGUUGUCGGCCGUUUUGUUUUGAUUCCUUUUGUGUUGUCCGCCUUUCCCUUUUGAUUCCAUCUUUAUUUCGAUUUUCUCUCUGUGCUGUCUUUCUUUUCAGUGUUGCCAUAUUGUAGUGUCCUUUGUUCGUUACUUCUUUUUCUUUUCUCGGUGGCGUCGGUUGGUAAUUCAUUCAAUUGAUUUUAAUUUAUUAAUUUAUUAAUUAAUUAUUUAAUUUCGUAUAAAAAUUUAUAUAUAAAUAAUUUAGAAACAAAUAGAACAAAUGUGUAUAUGUGUGAUUUGAGAUUGUGCGUGAUUUAAAAGACUAAAAAAACAAUAAACAAAACCCGACCGCCAACAUAACCUCCAAUUAAUGGUCCAUGGAUAGAAAAGCCAUAUAUGUGUCUCCAGCAUAACUUUCAAGAUUUAUUUAUGGAAUUAAUACAUUGAAAAAUGGAAGACAACGUUAUUAAUACUAAAUUAGAGUUUAUAAACUUGAUCAAAAAGUUUAAUGAAGCCAAGAGAUUGGUAACCGAUAAACUAAUGCAACAUUUGGAUGUUAUGAAGGAGAAUAAUAAAGAAGUUCUAAAACUAAUCCAUGAUUACAAUGAAAAUUCUAGCAAGUCUCUAACGCCUCUAAGUUCAACAUUCUUGACCACACAACAAGUGGCCCAAACCACAAUGCAGGCUUGUGAUGAACACUUAGUCAACAAACUGGCACAGAUACGCCAAGGCAAUCAAGCAAUUGAAUGCAGAAUGCAAGAGGAGACCGAACGUUCGCAAAAAGCAUUGUAUGAGAUUAUGAAUAAGGAUGAUGUGGCCUUGAAGCCAUAUGAGGAAGUUGUUUGUGCCAAAGAACAGCUACUAAACGAAACGGAAAUUCUCAAUGUGGAAUGUGAGGAGUUAAAACAAAAGGCACUUGAAAUUGAGCAGAACUUAAAAUCUCAACAGGCUCAAGUUUCUGCGGAAAUAUUAAACCUGGAAUUGAUCUUUAAUAAGUCAAGGCUUGAAGUAUCAAUGGCAAAACAAAUUCUUAAUGAUCAACUCUUUAGUUUAAAUUUAAGUUCUAUAAAUGAUGUCAAUAUGAACUCUGCAGAAAUUGAAAAGUUAACCGCGGAAAUUGUGGAAAAAGAAAAUAAAUUAUUAAGCUUACAAGGGCAAAAUGAAUAAAUUAAUUACUAAUUUUUAAAUAGUAGUAAGAAAUGUUUUAAAUUGAAUUAUGUAAAUAAAAAAUAAAUUAUUGUCCAAAA
This is a messenger RNA of Musca domestica (house fly), 1231 nucleotides long. RefSeq lists its product as uncharacterized. The coding region runs from base 435 to 1151 and encodes 238 amino acids. The record is from RefSeq and is a predicted model, not a curated record. NCBI's taxonomy places the organism in Eukaryota, Metazoa, Arthropoda, Insecta, Diptera, Muscidae. The transcript is spliced from 4 exons.